AGCAGCAGCAGACAGUGGCUCAGGUGGAGGCAGCAAGACUGAGAAACUGUAAAGAAUCUCCCGGCAGCUUCCCGAUAGCUGCAUCACAGUAAAUCGGACUUCUGAAUCUAGCAACCCAGUCUCGCAGCCGAUCAGAGUGAAUGUCCAUGAGAAGCAUCACCUUAUUCCUGUAACGAGAACUAUUUUCUGAUAAGUGGAACUCAGCAUGUCCAAGGAGGACUAGCCCGUGGCUGACAGAAAAGGACUGCCUGAAUGAUGUGUUGCUGCACGAGACAAUAACUUUGAGAAGAAUGCUUUCUGUUAAGCUGCUACAUUGUUCCUGAAGGAAAGGUUUUCAUUUCUAGUGCAUGCUAGUUCUUCAAAAGCUGUGACAACAAAGAGUGACAAGAGACUCCCUGAAUUGUUUAUACUUGGGGGAAAGACUUUGGCAAAUGUUAACACGGUGCCAGAAUGACCUUGGAAGCCUUUCGGAUGGAUUCUGCCCUGCCACAAUCGCAGUAUGUCAAAGUCCAGGAUUUAAAUCCAUCUUGAUGUUUUGAGGUAUUUUAAAACAAGACUAUUUCCCAAACUACCUGAUGGCCCUGCUUUAAUUGUGCUUUUGCUUAAAAUAGAAUACAGAAAUAAACAAGAUAUUUUCUUAACAUAUGACUGUUAAUAACUGCAAAUAUAAAAAACAAGCUCACCCUCCUCCCUUAUCCCCCAAAGCUGAGAUGUGCCACUGGUGAACUAAGGCUGAUGAAGAAACCUGAGCACACUGUGGGAUGCUCAGCUGUAAUACAGGCACUGGCACUUUCUACUGAAGCAGGUUCUGAGACACUGAUUUGCAGAGUUUAACAGAUGCUGGCCCGGGCACCUGCUUGUUGGAGCCAAAGCUGCAAACUCCCUUAAUUUCAAGCCAUGAAUGAAUCCAGGUGGACUGAAUGGAGGAUCCUGAACAUGAGCAGUAGCAUUGUGAAUGUGUCCGAGCACCACUCCUGCCCUCUUGGAUUUGGUCACUACAGUGUGGAGGAUGUCUGCAUCUUUGAGACAGUUGUCAUUGUCUUGCUGACAUUUCUGAUCAUCUCUGGGAAUUUAACAGUCAUCUUUGUCUUUCACUGUGCUCCGCUGUUACACCAUUAUACUACCAGCUACUUUAUACAGACCAUGGCAUACGCUGACCUCCUCGUUGGAGUUACCUGCUUGGUUCCUACUCUGUCCCUUCUUCAUUACUCUACAGGUGUCCAUGAGUCAUUGACUUGCCAGGUGUUUGGAUAUAUUAUUUCAGUUCUAAAAAGCGUGUCUAUGGCAUGUCUUGCUUGCAUCAGUGUGGAUCGAUAUCUUGCAAUAACCAAGCCUCUAUCCUACAAUCAACUGGUCACUCCUUGUCGCCUGAGAAUUUGCAUUAUUAUGAUUUGGAUUUACUCCUGCCUAAUUUUCUUGCCUUCCUUUUUUGGCUGGGGCAAACCUGGUUACCAUGGUGACAUUUUUGAAUGGUGUGCCACAUCUUGGCUUACCAGUGCCUAUUUUACUUGCUUUAUUGUUUGUUUACUUUAUGCUCCUGCUGCCUUGGUUGUCUGCUUCACUUACUUUCACAUUUUCAAAAUUUGCCGGCAGCACACCAAAGAGAUAAAUGACCGGAGGGCCAGAUUCCCUAGUCACGAGGUAGAGGCCUCUAGGGAAGCAGGGCACAGCCCUGACCGUCGCUACGCCAUGGUUUUAUUUAGGAUAACUAGCGUGUUUUACAUGCUGUGGCUUCCAUAUAUUAUUUACUUUCUUCUAGAAAGUUCUCGUGUCUUGGACAAUCCCACACUGUCCUUCUUAACCACCUGGCUUGCGAUAAGCAAUAGUUUUUGUAACUGUGUAAUAUACAGCCUCUCCAACAGUGUUUUCCGCCUUGGCCUCCGAAGGCUUUCUGAAACAAUGUGCACAUCUUGUGUGUGUGCGAAGGAUCAGGAAGCACAAGAUCCCAAACCUAGGAGACGGGCAAAUUCCUGCUCCAUUUGAAGAGAAUUACGUAGUCAAUCAAAUGUAAUGUGACAGUGGUUUUGGAUUGUAUUCUUGAUUCAUUUGGAAAUUUGCCCUGAAGAAAUAUUUAUGUGAAUAGUUGACCAUGAAGUGAAGAAUGGGAUUAAAGAUCUUUUUUAUUUCCUUUUGUGUAAGUCAAAAAGAAUGGGAAAGGAUGUUUGAAGAAUAAUCUUAUAAGAGAAUUACAGCUUGUGAAUAUAUGUUCAGUGUUUGAUCCUCAUCACUGAUGAUAGAAGAGGAACUUCAAGUCUACAAAAUAGGAACAGACCCCUUGUUAUCUCUCUCUCUGUGUCCUCUCUGCCUGUGUGUCUGUCUUCUAUUUAGUCUUAUUCUCUGUUCUUACUCCUUAGACUUGUGGGAGUUACUGUUUGUUAACUUCCCUUUGUGAGAAGUGCUAGUACGUAUCUGUGGCCAAGUGUCGCCUUGCCGUCAGUGUUGAGACAUGUCAGUCUACAUGAGUUGUGUUGCCUUUAGAGAGGAUGCACAGUGUUACGUUUUGUUAUCUGUCAUACAAACCCUGUGCCUAUGUUCAUGUCAUCAUCCCCAUAGCACAGAUUCCUACUACAAACAGAACGGAGCAGUAUCUUUUCUUCUGUGUAGAAGGCCAUUUCGUUUUCUCUCCCUUUUCUCAGCACCUGCUAUUGCUCUUUCAGUUUGUCUCCAAUCCUGUGGGACACAUUCUAGAAGUGUCUUAGCUGAUGAAAGAAUCCUCUGUAUGAGGCAGUCAAGAGGGUAAACAAGUUAUUUUUCGAACAAAGCAAUCUAGCAGCUGGGAGGUUGUAUUUAAUACCUCAGUGGAUUUUGAAAACAUUUUUACCAGCUUUCCUUUGAAGUUAGUUUGGGUGCCUAAAGUAAAGUCCUCUUGGUUAUAGUGAAGAUUUUUUUUUUAAUUUUCUCUAUAAAGCCCACAAUAAUACUAUUGCAGAUGCAGAUUACUCCCCAGUAGUGAUAUAUUACUCUGUGUGCUACCCAGGAUGCCCUUUAGAAAAAGCCUGACACUGCAAUGAUAGCCUAGGUCUGCAGCAGUUCACUGUCACAUCCAUUAUUCCUUUGUGUUGUAUGUAUUUGCAUAUUCUAUAUUUUUUACAAAAAUAUAAGUUAUAUUACAUGAUCUGUGCCUAAUGUUUUCUUAGCACAAUUCAGAUAUCAAUGUUGUUUAAGGUGUCAACAUUGAAAAACAUAUAUAUGGACUACCUUUAAAGUGAAAAAUACUUUUGUGUCAUUGUUAUUCAGAUAUUUAUAUUAGAUGAAGCUGCAUUCUUACAGUGGCUGGGAAUGUAGUAUACUUAUAAAAAGCAGUUAGAUAUGUCAGUAUUUUGUUUUCAAAUGCAGAGAUGAAGUUAUUUUUUAGUGUGUUACCUGAGUGUACUAAUAAGUUGGGGGUUGAGGCUCAGCCAUAGUAAAGCGGAUGUGAGCAGAGCAGCUUGUGUUCUUACCCUAAACUUUUGACUGGAAGAGGUUUGAUACUUUCUACCACACUGCUGAGGAGUUUUCUUCAGACUUUUGUGUUUUAUGAAAAGUAUUUAAUGAAGCGUGCCUGUGGCUCUGACACAGAAGCCCACCAUGUCUGCAUCCUGGUGUUUUUACUUCAGCAGUCUGUUAAAGAGAUGUUGUCACUUUAUUAAGGUUGUUUUGAACCCCUGUAUAUUUUUUAAAUAUGUAAGAAAGGUUUAAAAUAAAUAAUAAAAUAGUAUUCUAUAUAUCAAAACCAGAUUUUGUAUCAGUCAGUUUACUGAAACUCCAGGAAUAAGAGUUCCUUGGGAAAUCAGAAUCAAAUUGUUGUGUACUUCAUAGAUGAGGGUUGUGUGGAGUCUUGUUUGCUGUUUGCAGUGAUAUCAUAGAUGAAUUGAGGUGUACCAUUUUAAACAGUAUUUCUAUUUCUUCACAUAUGAUAAAUAAAUUCUCCAAUAUUAUUCGUAUUAUUCAGGAA
This is a messenger RNA of Mus musculus (house mouse), 3934 nucleotides long. RefSeq names its product G protein-coupled receptor 52 (gene Gpr52). NCBI's taxonomy places the organism in Eukaryota, Metazoa, Chordata, Mammalia, Rodentia, Muridae. Gene Ontology annotation, cellular component: membrane; plasma membrane. The coding region runs from base 898 to 1983 and encodes 361 amino acids. The record is from RefSeq and is marked validated. The transcript is spliced from 2 exons. Gene Ontology annotation, molecular function: G protein-coupled receptor activity. Gene Ontology annotation, biological process: detection of visible light; G protein-coupled receptor signaling pathway.